UCAGCCUCUGUGCACUUACUUGAACCAAGGUGGAAACCAAAUAAAUCGUGGCAGAAUGCGCACAGUGUUCACGGACAGCCAGACCAAACAACUGGAUCAGCUGUUCGAACAAACGAAUUACCCCGGCGUCGAGGGACGGGCUGAACUAGCCAGGAACAUGGGCCUCACGGAGGAAAGUGUUAGGGUAUGGUUCAAAAACCGUCGUGCGCGCCGAAAGAGGCAGAAGAGCGGCACCAAGGCCGAAUCCCCAGACCUGGCUACUUUGAAAAGAGACCAGCCAACAGUCUACGACAAGCGCAGCUUCCAGGGAAACAGCUUCUCAUGAUUCCUCUGAUGAUAACAAGAACAUAUGAUUUCUUUACACUAAUUUAUGUUCACUUGAGUUCAUACGCCUUUAGGCCCACUCACAACGCGUAAAUAUCCCCAGAUAGCAAUUCAUCGGUGGGCAUUUCAUGUAAAAACUAAAUGUAAUUGUU
Oncorhynchus tshawytscha (Chinook salmon) is the source of this 476-nucleotide messenger RNA. RefSeq names its product homeobox protein goosecoid-like. The transcript has 2 exons. Lineage: Eukaryota; Metazoa; Chordata; Actinopteri; Salmoniformes; Salmonidae. Gene Ontology annotation, molecular function: DNA binding; DNA-binding transcription factor activity, RNA polymerase II-specific. Gene Ontology annotation, biological process: regulation of DNA-templated transcription. The coding region runs from base 56 to 325 and encodes 89 amino acids. The record is from RefSeq and is a predicted model, not a curated record.